Molecule: messenger RNA, 4554 nt
Organism: Corvus hawaiiensis (hawaiian crow)
Lineage: Eukaryota; Metazoa; Chordata; Aves; Passeriformes; Corvidae
Gene: TEX9
Product: testis expressed 9
Exons: 12
Coding region: 37-1221 (394 amino acids)
Source: RefSeq, a predicted model, not a curated record
AGAAGGCGACGCCAUAGCGGCUUCAGCGCGGACAAAAUGUCGGCGGUCGGCGCGGCCCGGCGGGGCGGGGACUUCCCCGGGGUGCGGAGAGCGGCCGGCAGCCCCCCGGCGUUCGCGGGGCCCGGCGCGCUGAGCGGAGCAUGGCUGGCCAAGGAGGAGCAGUACAAGCGACUGAAUGCAGAAUUAGAAGCCAAAACAGAAAAACUGGUGCGUCAGGCUGAAGAACUAAUGAAAGGCCAACAGAAGAUACUAUCCCAGCCAGUUUCAGUACAGAGUAAGUCACCUGAAGAUGACAGACAAAGAGAUCCACUCUGUCCCACAGUUUCAUCUCUUACACACUCACUUGCCAAGGUAGAAAACAAGAAGAAAUUUCCUUCUGCGCCCACAGCUCAGAACAGACCAUGGUCUGCAAGUAAGGGAAAAAGAACAACUUCAAGUUCAAAAAUAAGAAACAUGGAAGUACAAAGUGCUGAUGGUGUUGCAGUACUGGAAGACUGCAUAGGUUUUUCUUUAACAAAAACAAUAAGCAAAGUUGAAGAAAAACUAAAGAAAGGAGUCUUACCAGACUGUCAAGAUGAUGAUAUUAUUCCAAGGGUUGGAAAUGAAAUGGGAAUGGAAGCCCAAAUCAGAUUUCUUAAGGCAAAGUUACGUGUGACACAGGAAGACCUGGCAAGUGUAGUGUUUGAAUGCAGAAAAAAGGAUGAUGAAAAUCAGAAUUUAGAAACUCGGCUUAAAGAUACUGAAGAAGAAAACACAAGACUGCAACGAACAAUCAGCCUGCAGCAGUCUCAGACUGAGAAGUACAAAAUGUUGUCACAAGAAGCAAACAAAAAAAAUGAAGGGUUACAACAAGAGGUCACUGCACUAGAAAAGGAAUUGGAGAAUCUAAAGCGUGCCCAAAAGCAGGCUGCAGCCACUCAGAGUGCAACAGAGGUUCGUUUAAACAGGGCCUUGGAAGAAGUGGAGAAGUAUAAAGUGGAGCUUAAUAAACUGAAGCAAAGCAACAAGGAUGUAGUUAACCAAGAACUCAAAACGAUUGAAGACUUAAAAUCAGAAAACAAGAAACUGCAGAAACAAAAAGGAGAGCUAAUUACAGGUUUUAAAAAGCAGUUAAAGUUAAUUGAUAUUUUGAAGAGACAAAAGAUGCACAUUGAAGCUGCCAAGAUGCUUUCUUUUACCGAAGAGGAAUUCAUGAAAGCUCUUGAAUGGGGAAAUUAUUGAUCCCAUUAAAUAGCAACUCCUGUUCGAAAGAGGAGUCAGACAGUACAUUAUUUUGAGAUUGUAUAUGAGUCCUUGUUAAUAGUUAAUAACUGUAUAUCCCACUGAAUUGAUUUUGUUGAUUUUACUUACGUUUAAAUUGUUUAACUUUUGUAAGCCUGACAGCUUGUGUUGUAAUGUCAUAUGAAAUACAAAUUUCUACUUCAUUGCCAGGCCAAACUGCCCAUUCUGUAAGGAGCAGAGAAGCUCAGACCAUGCAAGGAAUAGUCCAACAAGUGAACUUGGUUAUCAGUUUGCUCUGUUUUAGCAUUUAAAACUGUACCUUACCUAUGGUAAUAUUCAAUCCAAGGAAGUCAGGAUUUAGUCUCAGAAAAUUCCUUGUUGCAACAGAAAUAAAUUAACCAGUGAUCCAGUUGAGAAGAAAAUGUCAUGUCCUUUUUAAAACACAUGGUUGGAAAAUUGGCCUUGUCUGUUCUCUGUAACAGAUCUCCCCUCAAAGCUAGCUGGUCUGGCAUCUAAUUUAAGCACCAAGAGCUCUUUUAUAGAAACGACCAUAACUUGUUUUAGCCAUUACAUCUUAGCCCCUGGCUGGCAUAACUAUACAUGAGACUUGCCUCCACAGUCCCAUAGAGCUGUAUUGUGUAAAAGUGUUCCUUCAGUCAAGGUGAAAAUAUUAAACCUUUCCCUGGCCAUCAGCUGCUGCUUUGGGAUACAGGCAGGAGCGAUGACUCCACAUUCACAGGUGCUCUACAAGCAUUACAUCCUUAACAACUUCAUUAGUCAUCAUUGUAAUCAAUAACUAGAAAACAGAUUCAGGGUAGAUGAGCUGAGCCUGUUGUGCAUACAUUAAUGAACAGGAGCAAUACAAGCCUGUGCUGCUUGCAGGAACUUCUGCCAGACCUCAGCUAUUGCAAUGGAGUCCUGCCUCAGAGUAAGUGAAAAAGAACAUGGGAUAAAAAUUAGUCAGUUUAUGCACUGAAAGAAAGGUAUAAACAGUGGUUCUGACCUCAGAAUGGAACAACAUCUCUGCUUAGAACCUUCCAGUGAAGGACCUCAGACCUACCUCAUGGAGAUAAGACACUACAUUUGGAUGAGGAUUGUAGUAGUGUAAUGUCAGGACAGCCACAUGUUCCCAGAAGUCGUGCGUUAGGAGAAUCCUUUAGUCCAGACUGGAAUACACACGCGAGCUUAGGUUUCUGCUGUGUUGCUGAAGAAAACAUUUCUAACAUUGCUACAUGGCUAACUGAGAAUAAUUGAGAACUCCAGAACAGUUUAUUUGUGAAAAAUGCAAGUGGAGCACACACUUAUGUAAAACUAACUGCUCAUCACAGUUUAGAACUUCGGUUUUAAAAGCAAGGCUUUUAAUGCUGCUAAAGAGGAAUUCCUCACUGUUAACAGCAAAUAGAAGUUUUCACUGGGAAGCAGCUGACACCUAGUGGUAAAAGCAGGAGCUGAGCUGGGGGAAGGUUCAGCUCUCUUCUGGAAGUUCAUUACCUCUUCUCUGUUGGUACGCCAACCUGAAAUCUUCUCCAAGCAUGUUAAUGUCAUUUUCGUCUUUGAGUAUUCCCUGCAUUAAUAGGAAAGAAACACACAUCAGAAGGUAAAACAAAGUAGAGAGAUUACUAUGGAUCUCUGAAAUCUUCCAUGGAAGCAAAUACUGCAUCCAUAAUGGUAUCCAUAAUACUGUUAUGUUACCUUCAAAACAAACCUGAAAAUCAAGCCUGAAAACCAUCACAAAACCUGAGCAGAUGAGUUACAAAUUGGUGCUAACCCAGAGACCCUUUUUGUUUUGCCAAAAGACAACAUUUAGCUGCGUUCUCUUGCUCACAGGAGUGACUGCUCACUGAGUGACUGCAGUCAGUACAGCACAGGAGCAGGUUUAGUAAAAUCACGCAACUGCAGUGAAAAGAGGCCCUGGCUGGGCUGGGGUUCUGUCUCCACCUUUACCUGUGUUGGUAUUAGCUCAUACAAAGAAAUAACUUGGGAAAUCAAGUAAUGCAGGACAACUUAAUCAAAAACUAUGUUUUUGAGAAGAGAAGUGGGGCACCUGGAAAUCUAAAUUUCUAAAGUAAUUUUACAGCUAAAAAUAUGUAUGACCCACAGAACAUACCUUGCAGCAUUUAAAAAAGAGGAAAAAGUUACAAACUGCAUUUAUAUUGGAAAGUUUUGGAUUUGGUAGCACUUUGCUAUUUAACCAUUUUCAGUGAAGUAAUGUGAUGUAGGAGCACCCAACUCAGACACAGUGUUGAAGCAGAGAACAGAAAAGUAGAACAUCAUACAUGGCACAUAUGUGAGCCUUGGACAUUGAAAUUGCCAAGGCUUCCUACAGCAGCAAAUUCAAACCAGAGAAGUAUACAAAAUGUUGUCACUCUGAGUUAUCCUUUAAUGAAAUCUAUAUUAGAUAACAACUCACUCCAAGUGUUACAAAUUCCUGCACCAAUAAUUGUAUUAAUAUUUGAAUAAAAAUGAAACUCUGCUCUACUUAAUGUUUUCCAGAUUGCAGAAUUUCUUUAACCAGCUGGAUAGCUCCCUCCCUACUGUAAAUGCCUUUUUACAUCCCUAAGGCAGCUCUCUGUUUAUUUGUGUACUAUUAGGAGAUCUUCCCAAUUAUGAAGCACAAUACGAAAGAAAUUGUAGUUUAUUCCUAUUGCAAUAACUGCUUCCAUCUUUUUAACUUUUAAAAAUACAGGGACAAACAGAGCAAGCUUGGAAAUGCUUCUGUAAAUGCUGCAGUUCGUUGCACUACUGCAGAAUCCAUAGUUAUGGAAUAUUUGGCAGACAAGCCAGAGUUGCAAGAAAUUGCUGCCAAAACCCCAGCUGAGAAAUUUGGUGGAAACAGGUUUUAAGAUGUGGUGGACCCCUUUCUGGCUAGAGAAGCCCUGCUGUAGAACUCACAUUCCAUAUUUCAAACACUGGAUGUGCAAAAUGCUGUGGAAGCUUUCAGCAAGUUCUGUACAAGGCAUCAAUAGUGCCAGAGAGCCCAACGCCCCUCAGCAGAAAGAGCAGUACUGUAAAUGCGUCCCACCUCAAAAGAAAAAGGAAGAGGUGAGUGCAAGUGAGCUAACACAAUAAGGACAUCCACUGACUCCAGGAACUUGCACAGUUUUGCAACUUCACCUUGAACUAUCCAAGAGAAUAUCAAUUUACAGGACAGAUAUUAAAGGUGUUUAAAAUACAAUUCACUUACUCGAGGAAGAUAACCCAGCAGUUUCCAUGCAUGCUCUUUCAAGAGUUUCUGUCUCUCUUCUUCAAUAAUUGCACGGAUACUUGCUUGUCUCCUCUUCUCUAACUCUCUUUCUUCAAGUUCACGCUCCUACAAUAAACAAGUUUUCCCAA